AUGCGCUGCCCGCCGCAAGCCGUGCUGCAGCUGCAGCAGCAGCAACAGCAGCAGCAGGAACACGAGAACCACCAGCAGCAGCAAGAACAGCAGCAGCAACAGCAGCAAGAGGAACAGCAGCAGCAGGAACACAAGAACCAACAACAGCAACAGCAGCAGCGGCAACAGCAACAAAAACAACAACAGCUACAGCAGCACCAGCAACAUGAGAACCACCACCACCACCACCGCCACCACCAACAGCAGCAACAACAGCAGCAGCAGCACCACCACCACCGCCGCCACCACCCUCACCAGCAGCACCUUCAGCAGCAGCAGCAGCAGCAGCAGCAGGAGUACCUGGUUCUGCGCUGCAGUGUGGGGGUUGUGCUGCGCGAGUCGCUGGUAGUAAGCCCUGAGUCUGUCUUCGUUUUGGUCGAAAGUCUUCAAAAAGAAAAUAGUUAA
Messenger RNA from Eimeria tenella, 444 nucleotides. RefSeq lists its product as uncharacterized. The record is from RefSeq and is a predicted model, not a curated record. NCBI's taxonomy places the organism in Eukaryota, Apicomplexa, Conoidasida, Eucoccidiorida, Eimeriidae. The coding region runs from base 1 to 444 and encodes 147 amino acids. The transcript has a single exon.